AAAAUAAAAUGCUUGAAAGUUUGAAUGGGUGGUAGGUGGCUCUAUGGCGACUUUCUUUUAAGGUCGACUUCAAAAAGUAUUUGAACUUUUUGUGUGAACAAAAAGAAUCUGGAUUUGUUGUGGCUCUACAAAAAUAAUAUCCGGAUUAAAUAGUCUCGUAAACAAUCAAGUUUAAUGUCAAUCACCAUUAAACCAAAUUACGAUCGUAUAAAUAUAUGAGAUAUUGUUUACUUGAUGAAUAAUAUAAUUGUAUAAGUACUAUGUACACAUUCACAUGCCACAUAUACCUCAGAUUCUGACACCGACCAUUUAUUCUGUGCUCUCCCUCUUGUUCCUUGUUUUCUUCACUUCAUCAAUAUCUUUGAGUCGUAGUUAGUCUUGUUCACAUAAACAAACAAAAACAAGAAGCUUAGAUAUCGAUCAAUGAUGAAAGUGAAGGGAGGAACAAGACCACCAUGGGUAGGACUUGGAGCUGCAGUAUGGGUUCAAAUAGCAGUAGGAAAUUCAUACACAUUCCCACUUUACUCAACUUCUUUCAAAUCUGUUCUUGGUUUCAAUCAAAGUCAAGUUACUCUUCUUGGUGUAGCUAAUGAUAUUGGUGAAAAUGUUGGUCUUCUUCCUGGUAUUGUUUGCAACAAGUUCCCUCCUUGGCUUAUGCUUUUCAUUGGUGCUAUCUUCUCUUUCCUUGGUUUUGGUCUUCUAUGGCUCUCUGUUUCUCAAACACUUCCUUCUCUUCCUUAUCCUUUGCUAUGGUUUGCACUUGCUAUUGCUACCAACAGUUGUGCAUGGUUAACCACUGCCAUUCUUGUGACCAACAUGAGAAAUUUCCCUGUCAGUAGAGGCACAGUUGCCGGAAUAUUGAAAGGUUAUGGAGGGAUCAGUGCUGCAGUUUUCACAGAAAUCUACAGGGCACUUCUUCAUAAUUCUUCUUCUAAUUUCCUAUUGUUUCUUGCUGUCGGCAUUCCUGUUUUGUGCUUCACUGUCAUGUUUCUCAUUCGUCCUUGUACACCGGUUUCUGGUGAGAAUUCUUCAGAAAAAUGGCAUUUUGUUUUCAUUCAAUGUUCAAGUGUGGCUUUAGGUGUAUAUUUACUUGUAACAACCACACUUGAUUACAUUCUUCACAUAAAUUCCACUGUGUCUUAUGCUUUGGUGGCUUUGAUGAUUCUUCUUCUCAUGGCUCCUCUUGCUAUCCCUAUAAAGAUGACAUUGUUUCCUCAAAAAGUCACUGAAUCAGAAUUAUAUGAGCAAAGUGAAGGCAAAGAAGAAAACACAAAACCCCUUUUACAAUCUUCGUCGGCUACUGCACUUGGUAGUUUCUCCGAUGCUGGUGGUUUAUCUGAGGUUGAUUUACUUCUUGCUGAGGGUGAAGGAGCAGUAGUACCUUCAAAAAAGAGAAGGCCUAGAAGAGGGGAAGAUUUUACAUUUACUGAGGCAUUGGUUAAGGCUGAUUUCUGGCUGUUAUUUUUUGUAUACUUUGUCGGUGUUGGAACUGGUGUUACUGUUAUUAAUAAUCUGGCUCAAGUAGGUUCUGCUCAAGGUGUAGAAGAUAUCACCAUCCUACUCUCAGUUUUCAGCUUUUUCAAUUUUGUUGGUCGACUUGGUGGAGGAGUUGUUUCUGAACAUUUUGUCAGGACGAAAACAAUCCCGAGGACGGUUUGGAUGACAUGCACACAGAUAGUGAUGAUAAUCGUGUACCUUCUGUUAGCACAUGCCAUCAAAGGAACCCUUUAUCCAGCAGUUGGAUUUCUUGGCAUCUGCUAUGGAGUGCAAUUUUCCAUACUGAUUCCAACAGUUUCAGAGCUUUUUGGUUUGAAGCACUUUGGAUUAUUUUUCAACUUCAUGUCAUUAGGUAAUCCACUUGGUGCAUUACUUUUCUCGGCUCUUCUAGCAGGGCGUAUAUAUGACAACGAAUUGGCAAGGCAACAAGGUUUUGGUCUCAUUGCUGCAAGUGUUUCGUGUGUUGGUCCUGAUUGUUUUAAGGUCACAUUUUUGGUACUUGCUGCUGUUUGUGUUGCUGGUACCAUUUCGAGCAUUAUCUUGACUAUAAGAAUUAAGCCUGUUUAUCAAAUGCUUUAUGCUGGUGGUUCUUUUAGGUUACCUCAAAUGUCAUGCCAAUAAAGUAGAGUGAAGUUGAAUUGAAUAAUCAAUAAAGAAGAUCACUCCUUAGUUCAUAUUCAUUAAGUUUAGUUGCAAAGUAGAUCCUUAGCAUCUAGCUUUAUGGUACAGCCGACUGCAGAUCGUUAGAUUAAUAUCUUAAUCUAACUAAUCUGCAUCCAGUUGCAGAGGAUCCAUGUCCGGUUUAUUGAGGUGUGUUUCCUGGUGUGCUAUUACUGCAAUGCAUAUAAAUGGCUGAUCACCAGUAUUGCUAUUAGGCGAUAAAUUUUGGCUCCACGCGCAUGGAAUUACUGGCUUGGUGUAAUCAUGUUGAGAAUUUGGUAUUUGUUCACCUUGAAAAUGUGUUUUUAAGUAUGCAUGUUAGGUAGGGUUAUUGGAUUGACACUGAGAAGUGAGAAUGUUAAAUGAUCUGAUAUGUAAUCUUAUAUGAAUGUUAAAGAUUAAAGUGUUGUAAUAUUUCUUCUCCGAGAGAAAAAUGUAAAUUAUAUGUGGCAUGCCUUUUGCACAUUUAUAAGAUCAGUAUUGACUAUUGUUAGAAA
Molecule: messenger RNA, 2654 nt
Organism: Trifolium pratense (red clover)
Lineage: Eukaryota; Viridiplantae; Streptophyta; Magnoliopsida; Fabales; Fabaceae
Product: protein NUCLEAR FUSION DEFECTIVE 4
Exons: 3
Coding region: 424-2118 (564 amino acids)
Cellular component (GO): membrane
Source: RefSeq, a predicted model, not a curated record